GUGCAGCAAGAGACAAGAAAAAAGGAUCAGGUGUGGAAAUUUUAAUCGAAGAACAGUGGGAAAAACAUUUAAGGAAACAAGACUUUUGUGAUACAUACAGAGACAUGCACCCAACGUGCCAGAAGUUUACAUGGUCUAACAAAGAAGCAGCAACAAGAAUUAAUUACAUAUGGGUAUCAGAAGAACUAGCCUCUGGAUUACAAAAAGCAGAAAUCGAAGAAGCAGAAGGGAUCACUGAAAGCAAUCACGAAAUAAUAAGAGCUGAAAUAUGA
Molecule: messenger RNA, 272 nt
Organism: Paraglomus occultum
Lineage: Eukaryota; Fungi; Glomeromycota; Glomeromycetes; Paraglomerales; Paraglomeraceae
Source: the annotation of a GenBank genome assembly